CGGUAUGAGCUGCAGCCAUUUGGUUUGUAGCUUGUUAGCUUUUCUGGCUUUUGUUACUAGUCUCUGGUGUGGUUUCGUGUUCGACGACAGCGCUGCAAUAAUAAAGAACUACGAUCUGAGAAGCUCAAGUGCCUGGACUGAUCUGUUUUUCAAUGAUUUUUGGGGAACAGCAAUGAAAAGCGAGAGGAGCCACAAAUCGUAUCGACCACUGACAGUGCUGACUUUUCGUCUGAAUUACUGGUUGCACGAACUGGAACCUUUCGGCUACCAUUUUGCAAAUGCAUUGCUCCACUCUUUUGCAACAUGGGCUUUUUUUCAUUUCCUGGUGGCAUCGAAAGAUCUCAGAAAUAACCAUGCACAGAAAGGAAGAGAGAAGUUAGCUGGUCAACUAUGGUUUGAGGAGUCCGUUGCAGUCACAGCCGCGCUUUUGUUCGCAGUUCAUCCGGUCCAUGUUGAAGCGGUUGCUGGUGUGGUAGGCAGAGCAGAAAUGCUGGCUUUCAUCUCCUCACUAUCCGCCCUUCAUUUUUAUACAGUAUACGCCCUCUCAUCUCAUCAGAAACACAUCAUAAAAGAGUUUGAUGUGAAAACAGAUAAGGAAAAACUUACUGCCACGGGAAAUUUAAGAGAGCAGUGUUGUGCACUAGUGGCUUUUGUGGUGUCUCUGAGCUGUGGCAUGCUGUGCAAGGAGACAGGCAUCACAGUUGUGGCUGUAUGUUCAGUUCUCGAUCUCUACUUCGUCUGUCAGAAAAGCGCUUGGGAGCUGUUAGAUGAACUGAUGCCUCUAGUAGUGUACAGAGAGAACAUCGGAGAUCCAGGAAGAGAAAAAGAAAAGAUCCCGGAUAGUCACUUCAAUGCCAAUCCGACUAGUAUAGGCACACGCACACAAAAACGUUUGGCUGAAGUUUCCAGAAGUGGACAAGGACGCAGAGGAAGUACUUUAAUAGGCGGUGUAGGAGGGUGGGUUUGGGCCCUUAUUGGAAGACAGGUUCUACUGGCUCUCAUUCUGCUAUCUCUCCUUCUCCUCAGGUUGUUUCUGGUCCAAGGGGGAGAGCUGCCAACUUUCACUGCGUUUGACAACCCAGCCGCAAUGUCUCCGUCCCCUACUAGGGAGUUGAGUCUGCACUACUUACUACCUGUGAACUGCUGGUUGCUACUAUGUCCCUGGUGGCUGUGUUGCGACUGGUCCAUGGGCACCAUUCCUCUCAUUGACUCCCCACUGGACCCAAGGAACGGCUGCACUCUUCUGUUCUGGGUUGCGUUCGUCCUCGUGUGCAGACGCUGCUUCUCGCCUUCCUUCUCAACUUCUGUGCCUAACUCUCGACAUCGCACGCUUCUCUCGGCUCAGACUGCACUCGCCGUGGCACUAACUGUGUUUCCCUUUGUGCCUGCGAGUAAUCUCCUGUUCCCAGUUGGGUUUGUAGUGGCCGAAAGAGUGUUAUAUUCACCCAGUGCCGGAUUUUGUCUGCUGGUGGCAUUAGGAUUUAGACAGCUUCUCAGACAUGUCCAAAAUAGCGCAUUUUUAUCAUCUUCAUCAUCGAAUAAUGCUUCUUCUGUAAAUUAUCCGACUGUCUAUGUCAGCAAAUGGUGGUCUAGAUUUGUGUACGGGGGUCUACUGCUACUCUUGUGUUCUUUCUUUGCAAAAACUGCGAUAAGGAACCACGACUGGCUGUCGUUUAGGGAAGACGAGUUCUCUUUGUUCAUCUCAGCUGUGAAGAGGAAUAAGGUGAAUGCCAAGUGCUGGAACAAUGUGGGACACUCUCUGGAGAAAGACGCCAGUGGAAAAGACGAUAAAGGGAGGCAUAGACUGUGGCAGGCGCUUUCAUUCUUCCACCAAGCAGCACUAGUGCAGCCCGAUGACGUGGGAGCCAUCAUCAAUGUGGCGAGGACUCUUCGGAGUCUGAACGAGACAACGGAGGCUGAGAAAUGGUUCUACCACGCAAUAGACUUCAUACCCACCAAACAGAACAUACCUGACCCAACUGUGGAUAAAAGAAAUGGCCCCUCGGCUACGAGAAUGAACCCCAACUACCUUUACGCAUUCAUCAGUCUAGCCAAUAUGAUCAAGGAGGAUCCCAAGAGGAUAGAAGAGGCUGACAAGUUGUAUCAGCGUGCGUAUACUAUGCGUUUCGACCAAGUAGACGCUUACACAAACCGGGGCGAAUUGCUCAUCCGGCAAAACAGGACUCUGGAAGCUCGCGAGAUGUUCUUGAAGGCCCGUCAGUUCGAUGAGAAAAGUGCAGACAUUUGGUAUAAUCUUGGAGUGACGUAUUUGUUGGAGGGUCAGCUUGCAGAUGCGUUUCCUCUCUUUUCCAGGGCAGUGAAUCUGGACCCCACCCAUAUGAGGGCCAAGUUCAACCUGGCAGCACUGCUUGUAGAUUUGCCGCAACCGGAAACUGUCCAGAAAGACGCCAAUCAUAAUCGGGCUGUUCAUCUACUGGAACAGCUGUGGACGGAGGGGGAAGGGAGUGACCCUAAAGUGGCUACCAAGCUAGCCACAUUCUACAUAGAGCAGCGCCACGACAAGAUACAGGCUGUCAAGUGGUACAAGAGGGCCACAGAGCUGAGUCCUGGAGACCAGGCGGGCGUGUUCAACUUGGCAUUGGUGUUGACUGAACUUGGCGAACACACAGACGCACUUCACUAUGUUGAGCAUGCAUUACAGCUGAACUCAGACUACGUGAAGGCAUGGGCGCUGAAGGGCGACGUAUUGACUAAACUUGGUAACAGACAAGAGGCCAAUCAGGCGUUUGAGAAGGCACUGCAACUAAAUCCCUCCCAUCUGGUCUCUGCGCACCAUCUAUGUGUGAACAAAUUCAACUUACACCAGCCUCUAGUGCCGAGGGAGGUGCUGGAUUGUUUCGAGAAGUACCUCCCAUUGGCUCCUCCUACCCACGACAUGAACAAGCACUACCAGUGGAUCCUAUCUCAGAUCAAACCAGUGUCGGAUACAAGCUAACAGCAAAGAAAAUUGGGAAGAAACCCUCAAACGAUUCUAAACUUAGCAUUAAAAGCAAACUUAGAAAUAGAGCGAUUGGAAGAUAGACUCGUAGGAUUCACUUUCAAUGCAGCAGUUAAGUCGUGUGACAUCAGCGAAAUGAAAUGAUUGUUUCAUUUUUUAUAUCAAAUAAUUCUGCUCUCAAUAGAAUAAUCUGUCAUUAUUCAUCUGCCAGUCAAAAAGUUUUCGAUGUACAGUAAUUACCUUUAGAAAUGGUUAUGUAUAUUUUGUGAUUAAAUGCCAAUCGAAUGGUGCAAUCUGAAUAAUUUUGUAUAAACUCCUUAAGAAACGGUUUCGCAUAUAUUGAAUAAAUUGUUUUUAUCGAAUUGAAACAGAUUAUUUUCGUA
Symsagittifera roscoffensis is the source of this 3342-nucleotide messenger RNA. RefSeq names its product protein O-mannosyl-transferase TMTC3-like. Gene Ontology annotation, cellular component: endoplasmic reticulum. Bases 5 to 2956 code for a protein of 983 amino acids. The transcript has 16 exons. Lineage: Eukaryota; Metazoa; Xenacoelomorpha; Acoela; Convolutidae. Gene Ontology annotation, molecular function: protein binding; mannosyltransferase activity. Gene Ontology annotation, biological process: protein O-linked glycosylation via mannose. The record is from RefSeq and is a predicted model, not a curated record.